AUGUUGUAUUUUUAUGUUUUAAUUUUUUGUAUUAUUAUUUCAAUAAACUUAAUUUUUUCAUUGAAAAUUUCUAAUGUUUUAAAAAAUGAAAAAAAUGUCAAUUUAAGCACAUCUUAUUUGGGAGAACGAAAUUUCAUUUUCAAUGAAAUCAAAUUAGAAAAUAGAUUUAAAAAUGAUAUGAAAGGAUAUAUUCAAAAUAUUAAGAAUUUUCAUUCAUUAAUAGAAAACAAGAAACCUAAUUCUUUAUUGUAUGUUCAGGAAGAUUUAACUAAUUUUCAUAAUAGUCAAUUUAUUGGAGAUAUAGAAAUUGGAAAUCCACCUCAAAAAUUUAAAGUAGUUUUUGAUACAGGAUCAAGUAACUUCGCAAUCCCUUCAGUAAAAUGCGUUAGGGGUGGAUGUGUUUCACAUAGAAAAUUUAAUCCUGAAAAAUCGAAGACUUUUACUAAAUGCUUAAAAAACAAUAAAGAAUCUAUUUAUACGUAUAUUCAAUAUGGAACAGGAACAAGCAUUCUUGAGCACGGAUAUGAUGAUAUAUAUAUAAAGGGAUUAAAAAUUAAGAGCCAAAGUAUAGGGCUAGCUAUUGAAGAAUCAUUACACCCGUUUUCUGAUCUACCAUUUGAUGGAAUUAUUGGCUUAGGAUUUCCUGAUUCUGAUUUCAGAUUUCAAAAUAAAUAUGCAACACCUUUAAUAGAAACAAUUAAAAAACAAAAUCUUUUAAAAAGAAACAUUUUUUCAUUUUAUGUUCCAAAAAACUUAAAAAAAUUAGGUUCUAUCACAUUUGGGAAAGCUAAUAACAAAUAUGUACUUGAAGGAAAAAAAAUUGAAUGGUUUCCUGUUAUAUCUAUUUAUUUCUGGGAAGUACAUUUACUAGACAUACAACUCUCUGAUAAAAGUUUGCUGGCCUUUAAAAAUAAAAAAUUUAGAGCAGCAAUUGACACUGGGUCAAGUUUGAUAACUGGCCCAUCCAGUUUUAUACAACCUUUAAUAGAAAAAUUAAAUUUAGAAAAUGAUUGCUCAAAUAAAAACAAUUUACCUAAUAUUUCAUUUAUUUUAAAAAAUGUUGAAGGAAAGAAUGUGAAGUUAGAUUUUAAACCAGAAGAUUACAUUAUUGAAGAUAUAGAUGAUAAUAAUAAUUCCGUUCAAUGUGCUAUUGGAAUAAUGUCCCUUGAUAUUCCUUCUCCUCGAGGUCCCAUUUUUAUUUUUGGAAAUUCUUUUAUUAGAAAAUAUUAUACAAUAUUUGAUAACGAUCAUAAAAUUGUUGGUCUAGUAGAAGCAAAUCAUGAUUUUUAA
This is a messenger RNA of Plasmodium relictum, 1290 nucleotides long. Its product is annotated as plasmepsin VI, putative. Lineage: Eukaryota; Apicomplexa; Aconoidasida; Haemosporida; Plasmodiidae. Gene Ontology annotation, biological process: proteolysis. The transcript has 15 exons. The coding region runs from base 1 to 1290 and encodes 429 amino acids. The record is from RefSeq and is a predicted model, not a curated record. Gene Ontology annotation, molecular function: aspartic-type endopeptidase activity.